CCGGCCGGGUGGGUGGGGGAGAGAGAGAGGGAGGGCUGUCUUCGGUAGACGCGGCCGCUGCCUGAUCUUUGGUCGCCGCCAUGCCGUACGCCAACCAGCCGACGGUGCGGAUCACCGAGCUAACGGACGAGAACGUGAAGUUCAUCGUGGAGAAUACGGAGCUGUCGGUGGCCAACGCUUUGCGCAGAGUUCUGAUGGCCGAAGUAGCUACGUUGGGUGAGUUGGCAUUCAUUGUUUGCACUCGCCGUCCUCACCAAGUCGGGGAAUCUCACACGUGUUUUCUCUUUGCAGCAAUCGACUGGGUUCAGAUCGAUGCAAAUUCUUCGGUUCUCCACGAUGAAUUCAUUGCACACAGAAUUGGGUUGAUUCCUCUAACAAGUGAUGAUAUUGUGGAUAAGAUGCAGUACUCCAGGGACUGUACAUGUGAUGAGUUCUGCCCAGAAUGUUCCGUGGAGCUGACUCUGGAUGUUAAGUGUAACGAAGAUCAGACACGGCAUGUUACCUCCAGGGACCUGCUGUCUAACAAUUCCCGUGUUAUCCCAGUAACGUCGCGGAGCCGAGACAAUGAUCCCAAUGACUACGUGGAACAAGAUGACAUCCUGAUUGUGAAGCUGCGGAAAGGUCAGGAGCUGCGGCUCCGAGCUUAUGCUAAGAAGGGCUUUGGAAAGGAGCACGCCAAAUGGAACCCGACGGCAGGCGUCUCGUUCGAGUACGACCCCGACAAUGCCCUGCGGCACACCGUCUUUCCCAAGCCUGAGGAAUGGCCUAAGAGCGAGUACUCGGAACUCGACGACGAGGAGAUCCAGGCACCCUAUGACCCCAAUGGGAAACCUGAACGAUUUUACUUCAACGUUGAAUCAUCUGGAGCGCUGCGGCCAGAAACAAUAGUCCUGUCUGCCCUGUCUGGGCUGAAGAAGAAACUCAGUGACCUGCAGACAAUGCUGAGCCACGAGAUCCAGAGUGACGUACUCACCAUCAAUUAGCAGGGCCGGCCCUUGCCCCCAACCCAACACUCAACCCUUCCAGGACUCAUCCACCUGAUACUUUGCUCAGUUCCAAACAUCAAUAAAGCUCACAUUUUUUUACUGCU
Messenger RNA from Leucoraja erinaceus (little skate), 1090 nucleotides. It is a transcript of the gene polr2c, whose product is annotated as RNA polymerase II subunit C. The record is from RefSeq and is a predicted model, not a curated record. Gene Ontology annotation, biological process: DNA-templated transcription. Gene Ontology annotation, molecular function: DNA-directed RNA polymerase activity; DNA binding; protein dimerization activity. Gene Ontology annotation, cellular component: RNA polymerase II, core complex. The transcript is spliced from 9 exons. NCBI's taxonomy places the organism in Eukaryota, Metazoa, Chordata, Chondrichthyes, Rajiformes, Rajidae. The coding region runs from base 81 to 983 and encodes 300 amino acids.